GGGAUUGGUCCUCUCCCACUCCGUAGCUUGUGCACUCAGGGGGCGGAGCCUGUAAGCAUGGCUGAUGAGGCGACCUGGAGGCCUCCACGAGCAUGUGAUGACUACUGGUCUGAAUGGAAACACUGCCGGAGCAUCCGGAACCUUUUCCAUAAUUACUAUACUUAUGGGGAAGCACCUACAUGUAAGCAGUGGAAAAGGGACUAUGAAAACUGCAGAGAGUGGGAGAAAACAAAAAGCUCUGCGGCAAAGGACUCCCUCUGUAAGAGUGAAAGAGAGCGGAUUGUGGAAAAACAGAAGCGCGCGCCGGUGUGGAACUUAAGGAAAAGCCCUCCAGUGGACUGGUACCUGCCUCUUGAUGAAGGCAAAUCAAAGUGAGGUUGGAGUGGGGCUGUACUGCCUUGGAGUUCUUUACAGAAAGAAUGUUGUGUGGAAGAGUUCCCCUGCCAUCAAUCCAUGCUGCCAGCAGUUGUGUCACAUCAUUUUUCAAGAUAUAAAGACCUUUUCUGAAACACAUCCUUACUGGUGUGUUAAAAAGCAGCAUACUUUGCGAGAACCAUAUGCAAUGUCAUUUGAAGUUUGACUAACAGCUUCAGCAAAUGCUCCUGAAAGCCUGUGCUAGCUUGAUCAUAAAGUAACUGAGGAGUUACAGGUGGAGGACGCAGGGGGAGCCUAUGGAGUGGGUCUUGGCUCCGUAUACCCACUUCAUCUGCUUGAUGGCAAUCUACCCUGCAACUGAUCCACACUGGCUUUCCUUGUCCUGUAUUGUACUAUCAUAAUAUAAUGUUCAAGUUAAUUCCUGACUUGGCAGCAUCUUCA
Molecule: messenger RNA, 816 nt
Organism: Eublepharis macularius
Lineage: Eukaryota; Metazoa; Chordata; Lepidosauria; Squamata; Eublepharidae
Gene: C13H22orf39
Product: chromosome 13 C22orf39 homolog
Exons: 3
Coding region: 58-375 (105 amino acids)
Source: RefSeq, a predicted model, not a curated record